Molecule: messenger RNA, 351 nt
Organism: Rotaria socialis
Lineage: Eukaryota; Metazoa; Rotifera; Eurotatoria; Philodinida; Philodinidae
Source: the annotation of a GenBank genome assembly
AUGCAUAUUAAUUGCUCGUGUUAUUUAUUUUUAAAAAUAGAAAUCACAAAGCAGAUGAACAAAAAACAAAUAGAAUUAAUUGAACUUUGGAUUAGAAGUCCAAAACCACCAACGAACGUUUUAUCACCACGUGAAAAUCAACAACAAAUUCGUUCUCCAUCAUCAUAUACACCCGACUCUAUUCCUUCAUGUAUAUUUGACGAACCAGGAAAUGAAAUUGAAAUUAUUGCCAGUGAAUCUUCAUGUUCAUCAUCAAACGUUGCUGAUAUUCAACACGUGUCUUCUUCCAUUGAAUACGAAACUUCUAACAAGUCAAAUUUAAACAAAAAUCAAGUACUAAACUGGCCGUAA